CCCAGGCUGAGUGGGCGCUGGACGUUAUCACAAAACCUCUCCGAAGUAAACUGUAAUAUGUAGAGCAAUCACAAGGGCCCAUACAGCAUCAAAGCAACCAGGGCCUCGUGCGUUCCUAGAAUGGAUGAAGUCAACAUUUCAGACGAGCAGUAUUUUCGAUCCAUACCGUGGUGCCAGCAGCUUCUUGCGGAUCCUGCCUUUGCAAUUACUGGCCUCAAGUCGCGCAAAGUGAAAGACAGCAACGAGGACGCAUGUUUCGCGGAAACUUUCAACACACCGGGAACAAUCCCGCACUGUCUUGCCAUGUAUAGAGUUCCCAGCGAACCAGUUGCAAUGAUCGACGAGGUCCGCGUGCUAUAUCAUGUUGGAGCAAAGCUCGAUGGAAAUCCACACAUUCUCCAUGGCGGCAUCCAGAGCUUCUUGCUCGACGAGGCAAUGGCGAAGAUCCCUUCGUUCAACAAGGACCGGGAAGGUGGCUUGACGAGGAGAUUGACGGUCACGGCCUCGUUGCAAGUCUCGUUCCGCAAAGUUGCGACAACGCCUGCUGUACUUCUUGCAUCGGCAAAGACGGAACGGAGGCAAGGCCGUAAACUGCACUUGUCAUCAGUUUUGCAGGAUGGAAACGGACAAGUUCUGGCAACGGCUGAGGGAGUGUUUGUCACCGUUGAGCCGACAGUCGAAGAACGACUUUGAAGCCAUAUCAUCUUCGCAACAGCAAGUUUUUACGUAUUCAAACCAUCAGUGCAUCUCUAUGCUUCCAUGCUA
Molecule: messenger RNA, 765 nt
Organism: Verruconis gallopava
Lineage: Eukaryota; Fungi; Ascomycota; Dothideomycetes; Venturiales; Sympoventuriaceae
Exons: 1
Coding region: 121-693 (190 amino acids)
Source: RefSeq, a predicted model, not a curated record